Molecule: messenger RNA, 5686 nt
Organism: Lymnaea stagnalis (great pond snail)
Lineage: Eukaryota; Metazoa; Mollusca; Gastropoda; Lymnaeidae
Source: the annotation of a GenBank genome assembly
CUUUUAGUGUCCAUUAUUAAAAGAUGUAACUCAUGACCUUUAACCCUAGCAGCUGUUUUUGUGUCCAAAUAUCUCAGUCAGGUUGUCGUUUGUUAUGGUUAUACAGGCUCGGCACAUAUUACUUCAAACCAAAACAGUUAUUCGAUGCAUACGUUUCAUUAGCACAAUACGAAACAGACAUAUAAUGCCACUAAAAUUUGCCGCAAACAUCUCUAUGAUGUUUCAAGAAAUACCAACUUUAGAAGGGCGGUAUGCUGCAGCUAAAAAAGCUGAAUUCAAAUAUGUGGAAUUAACUUUUCCAUAUGACGAACCCAUCGAGAAAUUGAAAGCAGCCAAAGAAAGUGCAGGGCUAGAGCAAGUUCUCAUAAAUGCAUAUCCUGGUGAUUAAUCAAUUUCAAAUUUAAAUAAUUAAACGUAUCCAUAUGAAUAUGGCAGGGCCAUUUUGGUCAUAGUCAUUGGUCAUGUCAUAGUUAUAGGCAUAGGCCCUAUGAUAGGGUUAUACUACUAUUACUUUGUUAAUGUUAUGUCACUCACUUCACUAUGACUACUAUAUGACUAUAUUAGACUAUAUUAUUAUAUGUUAUUAAUUAAUAAAAUUAGUAAAACAGAGUAGGGUUGAACCUGAAAAAAAUACACGCAACAAAACAGCGAACGUGUCGGCAGAAAGCCUUCGUCAGCGAACAAAACAACAGAAAAAACGGUAUAAAAAUAAGAAAUAGCACUUAGCUGGAAAGUAGUAUCUGUGGGCAGCAAUAGAAGUGUGGCAGAAGGAAAAUGAGUGAGAGUUUAAAUAAGCAGCGGUGAAAAAAAGGGGGAGAAAAAUGUUCACUGUGAUAGGUCAGAACGUGGAGGGGCGGAGCUAGGGUCAAGCUGUGAACAGAGACAUAACAUUAAUCCCGUCUGGCGUCAAAGUGCCGUAAGUCAGGAUAAGUCUGUGUUCCAAAUUGACCCGGCUGGUGGUGUUCGUGCUAGCCACAAUCGCACUUAUUGAAAAGUCCGCCUUGCCCUGGUGGUCACUACUAUUGAAGUGUCUGGAGACGGGACACUAUUUAUCUUGUGUAAUGUUUCGGAGGUGUUCGGUACACCUGUCAGAGAGACGGCGUCCAGUCUCCCCUAUGUAUGUCAUCUGACAGCGAGUGCAGACAAUGGCGUAGAUAACGUUGCGGCUUGUACAGAGGAAACCAUCGCGUAUCUGAAAACUGCCCUUGGGGAAACUUAUGCGUUCAGUCUGGACGACAAAAGGGCACGUGUUGCAACGACUGCGUCCACACGGCUUGGUCCCAAAGUGGGAGGGGGGAGCAUUGAUACGACUGCGUACAAGGAGGUCUCUCAGAUUUUUAUUAAUUAAUACUUUGUUAUAGUUAUGUAUGUUAAAACUAUGUAGUAGGUAGCCUAUAUCUAUACUUAACCAAUUACUGUUCAGUUAAAAAAGACCAGAUAAAUAAUUACUCAGACUCAGAAAGCUUAAUAAUAAUAUUAAUAAUCCUUAGUCAAGUUAACCAAAUAAUUAUAACUACUAAAUCUAAACUACUUUGAAUUUGAAAUUAAUAAUUAUAACAUCAGAUAUAUAAUUAUAACUCUAACAGGUAUAUAGUAUACUAACAGUAUUCCUAUAUGUAAAAUGUACUAGGCCUAAUUUUUAAAUUAUAAGAAAAUUUGGUAAUCCUCAGAACAGUGGUCCCAAAUGUCAAACAUAAUACGUUAAGUUAUAAAGUGCCCAACUACUACCAGCCUAAUAGCAGCAGAUAAUUGGUGAUAUAGUUUUUUACUUUUAAUUUUAUUUUCUGGGUAAUUAUUGCUUGUAAUAAUAUAAAAUAAAAAUAAAAAUUCAAUGGUUAACAGACCGCAAGCGCUGGUUUAUAUUUCAACUAAUGUUUUGCCAAGAAACAUUCUGCCAGCAGUGCCAGUUGAUUUAUUGCUGGACAUAUUUUUGCUCCGGGGGGGGGGGGGGGGGGGGGGGGGGGGCACUUGGCUUUCCCCCCCGAGAUAUAGUUGAAAGAAACCCUGAUGACACCAUGCUUUGGUUAGUGUGGCUGGCUGAACACUGUCUAAUAUGAAAGAGAAAUUAAAUAGAGAUAACUUUUUGUUUUUGUUUCUCUCUUGCAUUUUUCUUUAUUUUUCUCUCGAAAAAAAGAUAGUGGUGAAAAAAUGGAUAAGCUUAGACGUAAACAAUUAUGUCACCAAUUAUUGGCCACUAUGAGGCUGGUAGCGGGGCACUUUCUAACGCAAAGGCUACUAUUUGACAGUUAGGACCACCGUUCUGAGGUUUACCAAAAAUUGGGAAUGACUAGAGGUGUCUAAACAUUGAAAAUUUAUGUGAUGCAACAGCUUGAGGGUUUAUUCCAAAUAUUUAUAUCACUGUAUACAGGAAGCUUAAAAGCUGGAGACCUUGGCCUUGCAGCACAACCUGAUAGAGUCAACGACUUUAGAGAAGGACUGGAAGCAUCUAUUCUGUAUGCUAAUGCUUUGAAUUGCAAAAGGUGAUUUUUGAACUGUAAACUUUGAACUAAGAUAUUGUUAAACUUAAAUGAAUUUCUGUUAUACGUAAGACCCAAAUAUAUUUAAAAAGUCACAUCAAUAAUGUUUUGACAGCAACAUAUUUUUAAAAUGCAGGAUAAUUCAUUGCCAAAUAAAAUUUAUGUUGCAGAAUGCACAUAAUGGCUGGCCGUAUACCAGAAGGUACUGACGCAGCAGGAAAGGAUAAAAUGAAAAAGACGUACUUGGAGAACUUAAAAUAUGCAGCUGAUAGACUUAAUAAAGUAAGUGUUUGAUAGAAUAACUUUAAAAAAAAUAUAUAUAUAUUUAAAAAAUCAACAAUUUAAGCAAUUAUUAUUGUGGACUUCAUUAGAAAUUUAAUUUGGUUCCUAAGCUCCCCCCCUCCUCCCUUUCUCUCUUCCCCCCUCUUCCCCUCCAAUAAAAAAAUACAUAAUUUUUUUUAAAUAUUUGACAGCAAAGAGAAAAUAAUUGAAUCUGUUUUUACUUCCAGGUCCUUUCCUGCUCUAAAUCUGUGAUGUUCAGCAUGAAGUUAAAAAUGUCAGAUUUUUUACUUUAACUGAUUAUAAGAUGUCAUUUAAAAAAAAAAAAAUUAAGAAAUAUGAUUAGUUUACUUGAUAUGGAGCUUCUUUUACUUAACAGGAAGGAAUUCUUGCAUUGAUAGAGCCAGUUAACAACAGACUUUCUGUUCCAGGUUAUUUUAUGCACAAUCCACAUGAAGGUUAGUUUCAUUCAUUGCCAAUUGUUAGUUUUCCACAAAAAAAAUAAACAUUAUUUCCAUUGUUGAAUAUUAAAAAAAUGUCACAGUGAUAAAUUAUUAUGCUAGGUCAGGGGUCAGGAACCUUUUCAUGGCAAAGAGCCAAAUAUUAAAUUUUGAUAUAGUAACUAGUAGUAUCUAAGAGUUACAUGAGAAAGAUCAAAGAGCUGCAUGGGGUUUGUGAGCCCCCACGUUCCCGACCUUAGUUUGUUGUAGGUACUAAUCUUUAAGAUGUUAAAAUGUUCAGUGUAGUUGGAUUUUCUGCUUUACACUGUCAAAUAUUGACAGUUUAGGCAAUGAAACACAAGUAAUGUAACACAUUCUAAAUUCAUAGUUUUUUUUUUUUCCAGGUCUUGAGAUUGUGAAAACUUUGAACCAUCGAAAUCUCAAACUUCAGUUUGUAAGUUUUCUUAUUUUCUGUUUUGAUCUUUAAAUUUUGUAACUCGUAUACUUUUUUAGCAUAAAAUAUUAAGCCACAGAUAUUUUGGCUAAAUAACAGUGGCAUCACUUCUAUAAAUAAAUUUCAUACUAAUAUUUUUACUUUUGGUUUAACAGGAUAUUUUCCAUGUGCAAAUAAUGGAUGGAAAUUUAACAAAGAAUUUGCAAGAUUUUUUGCCAUUUGUGGGUAAGAAAUGUAGAAAGUUUAACCAUCAUAAAACAAGCACAAUCAAGGCUUUAAAUGUAUUUUUAUAAAAUGAAAGAUUAAGAUGUGAAUUGUACGUCUUAAAAGAAGUUUUGAAAUCAAUUUAAUCUUAAUCAUAUCUUAGGCCAUGUACAAUUGGCACAAGUUCCUGACAGGGGAGAACCUGAUGAUCAAGGGGAGAUAAACUUUCCAUAUGUGUUCAAAGUUUUAGAAACUCUUGGAUAUGAUGGGUUUAUUGGACUGGAAUACAAACCCAGAGGUAAUACCAUAAUAUUAGAAUAUAUAUCAACAAAGUUGAUCCAAAGUUGGCUGCAUGAAAAUCAACAAUGAAUUCAUUUCAUAGUAAUUUACACUUGGAGAUUUAUUUUAUAUAAUGUAUAUAAUUUUAUAUAAUUGGUUUAAAGUGCUUUAAAAAUGUGCUCCUCCCUAACAAAGGAAAUACUUUUUUUUUCUUUUUUUUAAAUAACACACAAAUUUCAAUUUUAAAUAAAGAGUAUAUUUGUUAUUUAUUUAAGGUAAAACAGAGGAUGGUCUGCAAUGGUUAAGAGCUCUUGGAUACUAAAUUAACACUUCAUUGGAGUCACUAGUGCCUAAUAUCAUUUUCAUGAAUUAAUCAGAAGAUUAAGUUUUUCACAAGAUAAACAAUAAUUUAUUUGAUAUCAUCAUGUUCUUUUUUAAUAUGUUAUCCGAAUCAAUGAUUUGAAUAUUUUUUGUUUCUUUAUCCAAUGUUAACAAAAAUAAAAAGAAAUUUUUUAGGCAAUGUACCCUUAAACUAAACAGAAAGGGUAUCACUGCUCCAUUGACAUUUUUUGUUUGUUUGUUGAAAUUAACAAAAACCUGGAAAACUAAUUUUUAUUAAUGACUUAACUGAGAUAAAGCAAAUUUUUAAUUAUGUAUAGCAGGCCUGCACAACAUACGACCCUCUUUGCAGCCCGCAAAGUAAUGAAAUAUUCUUUUUUAUUAUUAUUUUAUUUAAUAACUUCCCUCCCCCCAUCCUAUUUUCUUUCGGCACAUACAAAUUUUUAAUAAAGUAUUACGGCCCGCCUUACAUUUUAAGUUGUGCAGGCCUGAUAUAUAGUAGAAAAAAGAUGUCAAUCAUGAUCAGACAAUGGGUAAAUAUAAUUCUCAGGUUUAAUAUAAUGCAUAGUUUUUCUUUCUUCUUUACAUAAUUAGUUAUUUUUAAAAUAAAAUUUAAUUUGUUUUUCCUAGAGAUUGAUAGAAACGUUUUAAAAAAAAUUAGCUGCUUUGUCUCAAAUUUAGGUUAUUAAUAAUUUAUAAUCUGAUUAAUCUUCUGUGUGUUAUUCAGUGCUUGGUAUUUAUUUUAUAUGAAAAAUGGUUCUUUUGAUAUGUAUUAAAUUGAUCUGAAAAUAUUCAAAUAUAUAGGCUACAGGCUAAAACAUUUUAAACAAUAUUUAAGACACAUAAUCACUUUAAUUUUGUGGUAUUUUAAAAAUAAUUGCAUUUAUUUAUGUAAUUCCAAGGUUUUUUUUAAUGUGGGUGCGAUUUCUUUAUUUAAUAUUUAAUUCAAAAGAAAUAUUUUGAGUCACUCCCAGCAUUUUAGAAAGAUCAUCUGUUUGUUUAUUGAUUGAUGUAUUUACGAGAGACCAUCAAAACUAAACAGAAAUAAUCCAUUAAAAAAAUGUUUGUUGAUUUGUUUUAAUACAAUAAAAAUGAACAACUCAAAACACAAAGAAAAUCAUUCACAUUUUAUUUCCAUUAUGUGCAAUAUCACAGAUAAUUAGGACGGCUUAUUUAGGAUAUGUAUCGGUCAGCCUUUCCAUUAAUGGACAUUU